Pungitius pungitius (ninespine stickleback) is the source of this 929-nucleotide messenger RNA. RefSeq names its product ER lumen protein-retaining receptor 2. NCBI's taxonomy places the organism in Eukaryota, Metazoa, Chordata, Actinopteri, Perciformes, Gasterosteidae. The record is from RefSeq and is a predicted model, not a curated record. Gene Ontology annotation, molecular function: ER lumen protein retrieval receptor activity. The coding region runs from base 196 to 834 and encodes 212 amino acids. The transcript has 5 exons. Gene Ontology annotation, biological process: protein retention in ER lumen; endoplasmic reticulum to Golgi vesicle-mediated transport. Gene Ontology annotation, cellular component: membrane; cis-Golgi network; endoplasmic reticulum.
GGUACCGUCGUCUUGGCCACGUCCCCGAGCCACGUCGCGCAUACCUCGCCAUUUUCCCAUCUUCCUAAAGCCAGUGUAUUUUGGUGUCGCGGUGUCAUUCAACGCCGUCAGUUCGUAAAUUGAACGUCAUCUCAGACAAACUGAGCUGUUUGUCGACUCUUUAUUCGGGUCACCUCUGCUGGAGCUCCCACAAACAUGAACAUUUUCAGGCUAACCGGCGAUCUCUCCCACCUUGCAGCCAUCAUCAUCCUGCUGCUAAAAAUAUGGAAAACCAGAUCUUGUGCCGGUAUUUCUGGAAAGAGUCAAGUCCUGUUUGCCUUGGUGUUCACCACUCGCUACCUGGACCUGCUCACCGCCUUCAUCUCGCUCUACAACACCAGCAUGAAGGUCAUCUACAUUGGGUGCGCAUACGCCACCGUGUACCUGAUCUACCUCAAGUUCAAAGCGACAUAUGACGGGAACCACGACACGUUCCGAGUGGAGUUCCUGGUUGUCCCGGUUGGGGGCCUGGCUUUCCUGGUGAACCACGACUUCUCUCCCCUGGAGAUCCUGUGGACUUUCUCCAUCUACCUGGAGUCGGUGGCCAUUCUGCCCCAGCUUUUCAUGAUCAGCAAGACCGGCGAGGCCGAGACCAUCACCACCCACUACCUGUUCUUCCUGGGACUCUACAGAGCACUCUACCUCUUCAACUGGAUAUGGAGGUUCUACUUCGAGGGGUUCUUUGAUAUGAUUGCAAUCGUUGCCGGGGUGGUGCAGACCAUCCUCUACUGCGACUUCUUCUAUUUGUAUGUAACGAAAGUGCUGAAAGGAAAGAAGCUGAGUCUUCCGGCUUAAGCGCCAAAGAGGAGUGCGUUGGGUGACUCAUAGCGGGGAAUGGGAGGAGGAGGAGAGGUAUUGGAUGCCUCCGAAGCCCCUUCCGCCCCCCCCCC